This is a messenger RNA of Oncorhynchus nerka (sockeye salmon), 3833 nucleotides long. RefSeq names its product pleckstrin homology domain-containing family B member 1-like. The transcript is spliced from 6 exons. Gene Ontology annotation, cellular component: membrane. Gene Ontology annotation, biological process: regulation of cell differentiation. Lineage: Eukaryota; Metazoa; Chordata; Actinopteri; Salmoniformes; Salmonidae. The record is from RefSeq and is a predicted model, not a curated record. Bases 172 to 720 code for a protein of 182 amino acids.
UUAGACGUGUGGGCCAGAAUCAAAAUAAAGGCACCGUAUGUCCCUCUGUCUCUCUGCAGACAGCUCCUCAACCAAGAACAAACUCUCAACAUACACAGGACAAACACUCCUGUCACAAACAUAUUAUUUGGGGUGAGGAAUUGUGUUGUGGACAGCUCACUGACCGUACCCAUGGCUCUACUGAAGUCAGGCUGGCUCUGGAGACAGACCUCUAUCCUAAAACACUGGAAGCUGAAUUGGUGUGACCUGUGGAUCGAUGGAACCCUGGCCUUCUACAAGACGGACAGUAGGCGAGAAUUUGAGCACCGAGUGGGCCUCAAGACCAGCUGUUUGAGCGUCAAGUCUGGCCUGGAGUGUGCAGGUCUCUCUCCCCCAGAGAACCACCCCAGGGAAAACCUGGUGGUGGUGCAGCUUAGAGACAGUACCACAGUGAUCCUGUGUGCCAACAGUGAGGACGAGGCACUAGCGUGGAAAUUGACAAUUCUAGAGGUGAGACAAAACCCAUUUGUGUAUGACCCGUAUAACGACUCCUACCCGUCCGUCCCACUGGACGGCCACAACACCAUCUACCUGGCUCCUGGAUCAGGUACCCACCACAUACUGAUCCAGAGAGACCCGUACGAUGGCAUAGGAGAACAGGUGGCACUGGGGCUACUGGCGGGCAUGGCGGCAGGCGCUGCUAUGCGCUCCUUUCUCUGGAUGCCCUUCUUUUUCUGCUGAUAUAGAAAGGCCUCUAUAAGCAGGGAGGCACGGCUGGGAAACGCCCAGGCUCAUAUAUGUAGGAGUGCUGGUGUAGGAAUCACUCCUAAAAGUCUUAUUUUCUUGUCAUCCUUGAGUAAAAGUAAUUAUACCUUAAUAGAAAAGGACUCAAGUAAAAGCGAAAGUCACCCAGGAAAAUACUACUUGAGAAAAAGUCUAAAAGUAUUUGGUUUUAAAUAUACUUAAGUAUCUAAAGUAAAAGUAAAUAUAUACAUUAUUUCAAAUUCCUUAUAUUAAGCAAACCAGACUGCACAAUUAAAAAUAUACAUUUUAUGGAUAGCCAGGGGCACACUCCAAAAAAUAAAUAGUAAAGUACAGGUACUCCAAAACACUACUUAAGUAAUACUUUAAAGUAUUUUUACUUAAGUACUUUAGACCACUGCCGUUGCAGAAUAUGGGUGCACGUGUGUGUGUUUCUGUCUGUGUGUGUGUGUGUAUCAUCAUUUGUUGUACAUUUGUCCUUAAUGACAUAGCCUAAAUUCACACAGCAUAUUUAGUAGGAAUGUACAGUACCCGUCAAAAGUUUGGACACAUCUACUCAUUCCAGGUUUUUACUUUAUUUUUACUAUUUUCUACGUUGUGGAAUAAUAGUGAAGACAUCAAAACUAUGAAAUAACACAUAUGGAAUCAUGUAGUAAACAAAAAAGUGUUAAACAAAUCAAAAUAUAUUGUAUAUUUGAGAUUCUUCAAAUUAGCCACCCUUUGCCUGGAUGACAGCAAUUAACACACACUUGUCAUUCUCUCAACCAGCUUCAUGAGGUAGUCACCUGGAAUGCAUUUCAAUUAACAAGUAUGCCUUGUUAUAAGUUCAUUUGUGGAAUUUCUUUCCUUCUUAAUGCUUUUGAAUCAAUCAGUUGUGUUGUGACAAGGUAAGGGUGGUAUCCAGAAGGAAGCCCUAUUGGAUAAAAGACCAAGUCCAUAUUAUGGCAAGAACAGCUCAAAUAAAGAGAAACGACAGUCCAUCAUUCCUUUAAGACAUGGUCAGUCAAUGACGAAAAGUUUCUUCAAGUGCAAUCGCAAAAACCAUCAAGCGCUAUGUUGAAACUGGCUCUCUCAUGAGGACCGCAACAGGAAAGGAAGACCCAGAGUGUCACGCCCUGACCUUAGAGAUCCUUUAUUCUCUAUUUUGGUUAGUUCGAGGUGUGACUAGGGUGGGGUUUCUAGUUUAUUUAUUUCAAGGUUGGCUUGGUAUGGUUCCCAAUCAGAGGCAGCUGUCUAUUGUUGUCUCUGAUUGGGGAUCAUAUUUAGGCAGCUUUUUCCCACUUGUUUGUGUAUAGUUGCCUUGAGCACUGCAUAGCGUCACGUUCUUUUUGUUCUUUAUUGUUUUUUUGCCGGUUCACGUGAUAAAGAUGAUGAACCCAAACCACGCUGCAUUUUGGUCCGAUUCUUACAACAACGUUUGUGACACAGAGUUACCUCUGCUGCAGAGGAUACGUUCAUUAGAGUUAACUGCACCUCAGAUUGCAGCCCAAAUAAAUGCUUCACAGAGUUCAACUAACAGACACAUCUCAACGUCAACUGUUCAGAGGAGACAGCGAGAAUCAGGCCUUCAUGGUCAAAUUGCUGAGAAGAAACCACUACUAAAGGACACCAAUAAGAAGAAGAGACUUGCUUGGGCCAAGAAAUAAUGUCAAUGGACAUUAUACCGGUGGAAAUCUGUCCUUUAGUCUGAAUCCAAAUUUGAGAUUUUGGUUACAACCGCCGUGUCUUUAUGAGACACAGAGUAGGUGAACGGAUGAUCUCUGCAUGUGUGGUUCCCAUCGUGAAGCACGGAGGAGUAGGUGGGAUGGUGUCGGUGUGCUUUCUGGUGACACUGUGAUUUAUUUAGAAUUCAAGGCACACAUAACCAGCAUGGCUACCAAAGCAUUCUGCAGUGAUACGCCAUCCCAUCUGGUUUGUGCUUAGUGGGACUAACAUUUGUUUUUCAACAGGACAAUGACCCAAACCAGGCUAUGUACGGGCUAUUUGACCAAGAAGGAGAGUGAUGGAUAGCUGCAUCAGAUGACCUGGCCUCCACAAUCACCUGACCUCAACCCAAUUGAGAUGGUUUGGGAUGACUUGGACCGCAGAGCGAAGAGAAAGCAGCCAACAAGUGCUCAGCAUAUGUGGGAACUCCUUUAAGACUUUUGGAAAAGCAUUCCUCAUGAAGCUGGUUGAGAGAAUGCCAAGAGUGUGCAAACGUGUCAUCAAGGCAAAGGGUGGCUACUUUGAAUAAUCAAAAAUAUUCAAAAUAUUUUGAUUUAUUAACACUUUUUUGGUUACUACUGUACAUGAUUCCAUGUGUGCUAUUUCAUAGUUAGUAAAAAAUAAGGAAAAACCCUUGAAUGAGUAGGUGUGUCCAAACUUUUGACUGGUACUCUAUAUGAAAUGUAUACGUUAUGCAACAUAUAUGAAAAACAGAAAUGACCCGACCUGCAUAUUCAGCUGCUUGAGGUUUAUGGCACCCCACAGAACCCUUGACUGCAAUACUUUUUUAACUUGAAACAUUGAGGUGCAAACGCUGAUUACAUGUAUUAACCUUAGAUACUUUACUUAAUUUCAGGUACAGUUUUCCAUUCACUAUGUUUGAGUGCAAUGCUGUUGUUACUUUCAAAUUGAAUAAAAUAGUUUCAAAAGCCAUGGCUAUGAAAAUGUAUAUAAGAUGACAGAAUACUUACUUGCAUAAUCGUAAUAUAAGGCUUUCAUGAGAGUGCAUCACUGUUGCCUGUAUUCAGCCUGUCUGGUGAUGGUGUUCCACAGUCCUUCAUCUUCUUGGCUUUUCCUCCGUGUCUCUUUAGGGUAGUAGCAGUUUCUUUUAUGAUAUAAAGCAUAGAGAAAUAUGUAUCAAAUACACUCCCCUACUUAUAUAUUUGGACAGUGAAGUUAAAAAGUUUCAUUGGUCUCUAUACUCCAGCAUUUUGGAUUUCAGAUCAAAUGUUUUAAAUGAGGCGACAGUACAGAAUGUCACCUUUUAUUUGAGGGUAUUUUCAUAUAUAUCUGUUUUAUAGUUUAGAAAUGAAUGCACUUUAUGUAUCUCGCAUUUGAAGGUGUCAUAAGUAUUUGAACAAAGUGCAUUAAAUGUAGUCCAAAGGUUG